Budorcas taxicolor (takin) is the source of this 963-nucleotide messenger RNA. RefSeq names its product aminoacyl tRNA synthase complex-interacting multifunctional protein 1-like. Bases 1 to 963 code for a protein of 320 amino acids. The transcript has a single exon. Lineage: Eukaryota; Metazoa; Chordata; Mammalia; Artiodactyla; Bovidae. Gene Ontology annotation, molecular function: tRNA binding. The record is from RefSeq and is a predicted model, not a curated record.
AUGAUUUUCUGCCGUUCCUUGGCAAAAAUGGCAACUGGUGAUGCUGUUCUGAAGAGAUUGGAGCAGAAGGGUGCAGAAGCAGAUCAAAUUAUUGAAUAUCUUAAGCAGCAAGUUGCUCUUCUUAAGGAGAAAGCAAUUUUGCAGGCAACUUUGAGAGAAGAGAAGAAACUUCGAGUUGAAAAUGCUAAAUUGAAGAAAGAAAUUGAAGGAUUGAAACAAGAGCUAGUUAAGGCAGAAAUUCAAAAUGGAGUAAAACAAAUACCAUUUCCAUCUGGUACUCCACUAAAAACUGAUUCUACAGUUUCUGAAAAUGAGAUACAAUCUAUACCAAUAACAACCGUAUCUUCUGGUGCUAAAGAGCAAGUAAAAGGAGGAGGAGAAGAAGAAAAGAAGAUGAAAGAGAAAGCUGAAAAGAAAGGAGAGAAAAAGGAGAAAAAACAGCAACCAGUAGCAGGAAGUGCUGACUCUAAGCCUGUUGAUGUUUCCCAUCUGGAUCUUCGAAUUGGUUGUAUCAUCACUGCCAGAAAACACCCUGAUGCAGAUUCUUUGUAUGUAGAAGAAGUAGAUGUUGGAGAGAACCCAAGAACGGUGGUCAGUGGCCUGGUGAAUCAUGUUGCUCUUGAACAGAUGCAAAAUCGGAUGGUGGUUUUACUUUGUAACCUGAAACCUGCAAAGAUGAGGGGAGUAGUAUCUCAGGCAAUGGUGAUGUGUGCAAGUUCACCAGAGAAAGUAGAAAUCUUGGCACCUCCUGAUGGAUCUGUUCCUGGGGACAGAAUUACUUUUGAUGCUUUCCCUGGAGAGCCCGACAAGGAGCUGAAUCCUAAGAAGAAGAUUUGGGAGCAGAUCCAGCCUGAUCUUUACACUAAUGAUGUAUGCGUGGCUACAUACAAAGGCGCUCCCUUUGAGGUGAAAGGGAAGGGAGUGUGUAGGGCUCAAACUAUGGCCAACAGUGGAAUAAAAUAA